Hippopotamus amphibius kiboko is the source of this 5823-nucleotide messenger RNA. RefSeq names its product sciellin (gene SCEL). The transcript is spliced from 34 exons. Gene Ontology annotation, biological process: epidermis development. Gene Ontology annotation, cellular component: cytoplasm. The record is from RefSeq and is a predicted model, not a curated record. Bases 734 to 2833 code for a protein of 699 amino acids. NCBI's taxonomy places the organism in Eukaryota, Metazoa, Chordata, Mammalia, Artiodactyla, Hippopotamidae.
CGAAAGGUACAUUUCAGAACCUGUAAUAGGAGCCCCCACCUAGUGUGGCUUUUCCUUACCGUUCCUUCCUCACCAGAAGGAGGUGUCAACGCUGGAGUCUACUGCUGCCCUCAGAUGUGAAAGACGUUUCCAGCAUUCUUUUUACACUUUUAUAAGUGCUAAAAUCGUAAAAAGGGUUCCAAAGGACUUUUCUCUCCUGAGGAUGAUUCCUACCAGCAGUGCAUUUCCUGUGUGUGUAUCUGGGCCCCAGCCGUCCAGCACCGUGGGCAGAUAGAGAUUCCUCCCACCUUAACUUUUAUGCUUUGUUUUACAAAAGAGAAUCCCAAGUAGGUUGGAUACCAUGGCACCUUGUCAGGAAUAGAGUUGUGUGUAUUGAUGUCAGUUAAAAGGGUGAUAACAGAAGUACAUAUUUUUGGUCUAUCAAGGCCAUAAAUUACACGAAGAAUUCACCAAAGACAGCAGGUCCGUGAGCGAGCUGCUUUAGUUGAAUCGGUAUUUGUACAAGGUGACACCCUCUUUCACACCACCCACCUCUUCCCGGGGUGACUCAGCCACUGAGAGAGAAGCCUCUGAUCUGUUCAUUAACACAGGCAGGUGGAGGUGGAAACUGCACUCAGUAAACUCCAGGUAACUAUUAGUUUCAGUCAGAUCCACCUGGGGAAUCACUGCAGGCUGUUUAGACCAAAAGUUCCGGUUUUCUGCUCAAGAAAUUUGAUCCUUACUGGAAGGCAGCAUGUCCAAUUUUACCUUGAGAAAAACAUCUCCCACAGGAAAUGACGUGAAGAUUACCACUCAGGGGACUACACUGAAACAACAGGGUGUUCACGAGGUGAACAGAAGAAGGGCUUUCUUACAGGAUAACAGCUGGAUAAAGAAACGUCCUGAAGAAGAGAGAGAUGAAAAUUAUGGAAGGGAGGUACUCCACAGAUGUAACUCCCACGAUGCCUUGGACAGGAAAACAAAUGAAAAGAAGGAGCAAAGAGCCACAAUCAGUCGGUACAGAUCUGAUGACACUUUGGACAGGAUCUCAGACAGAAAUGAUGCUGCUAAAACAUAUAAGGCCAAUACCCUGGAUAAUCGACUACCCAAUAGAAAUGUGUCCACAUUUCGAUCACCAGAAGCGACAAAGACGCAACCUGGAGAUUUGUUCAGUGCAAAUGCUACCAACACCCCAGCUUCCACCUCCACUACUACUCCUAUAAAGAAAAAGAGGCAGUCCUGGUUUCCGCCGCCCCCUCCAGCUUAUAAUGCCGCCCCAAGCACAGGAGCAGGCAGAAGCGAACCAACUGUUCACCCUCCAAUACCUCCAAAGCCCAGUUCUCCUGUUUCAUCUCCUAACCAGCUGAGGCGGGAUAAUAGGCAGAUAUGUUCACCUAAGCCAAGUGUAUAUACAGAAACCAUCACAUCUGCUGAAAGAAAUAUAAGGAGUCAGGAUCUCGAGAACGUCGUCAAAGUGACCACUUCACUUCAGAAAACUAACAAGGGUGAAGAAUUGGAUAAUCUCAUCAAAAUGAACAAAAGCUUAAAUAGAAAUCAAGGUCUUGAUGGUCUCUUCAGAGCAAACCUUAAGGCAGAGCCAAUGGAGAAAAGAGCCAAAAGCCUUGAAAAUCUCAUCGUUGUGAAUACCCAGACAGACAAAGAUGCCAAAGGAAAUCGAGGCCUUGGAAGUCUAAUUAAAGUUAAUCAAAGGACUGACAAAAAUAAGAAAGGAGGUGAAGACCUUGAUAAUGUUAUCAAAGUGAAUCCCAAAGAAAGUGAAAACACCACUGGGAAACAAGACCUCAAUGGGCUUAUUAAAGUGAAUCCUGAAACAGACAAAAAUAUCAAGAGGGGCCAGAGCCUUGACAAUCUCAUCAAAGUGACCUCUGAAGUAAACAGAAGUAACCCAGGUUCCGAAGACCUUGAUAACCUUAUUAAAGUGAACCCAAGAACAGGAAAAAGCAUGCAAGAGGGCCAAAGUCUUGACAGCCUCAUCAAAGUGACUCCAGAAACACACAGAACUAACCAAGGGAACCAAUACCUGGACAAUCUUAUCAAAGUGACUCCCUUAGCAGAAAAAAGCAGUGAACAAGGUCUUGAUGAACUUAUUAAUGUAAGCCCCAGAGCUGUCAAAAACGCAGCCGGAAAUCAAGAUCUUGAUAAGCUCAUCAAAGUGAAUCCUGAAACUCUCUCCAACAACCGAAGAAACCAAGAUCUCGAUAACCUCAUCAAAGUGAAUCCUGCAGUAAUCAGGAGCAAUCAAAGCCAAGAUUUGGACAAUCUUAUUAAAGUGAAACCUUCAGCUCUCAGAAAUACUAAGCGAGACCAGGACCUAGAAAAUUUAAUUGAAGUAAAUUCCAAUAUGUCUAGGAGUAACAAGGAAAGGCAAAAUGGCCAAGUCAGUGGAUCUACUGAGGCUUUAAUAAGCCUGUCCUCUAGAACCUCUGCCUAUUCGUAUGAAGCACAGAAGAUGCUCAGCUCCAAAGCUGAAACCAGGCACACAGCACCGAAAGAUACACUUGUGUACACAAGGACGUAUGUGGAAAAUAGUAAAUCACCAAAGGAGGGAUAUCAGGAGAGUAUCUCUGGAAAAUACAUACAAACUGUUUAUUCGACUUCGGAUAGGUCUGUCAUUGAAAGAGAUAUGUGCACUUACUGUCGAAAACCCUUGGGUAUAGAAACAAAGAUGAUUUUAGAUGAAUUACAAAUUUGCUGCCAUUCCACUUGCUUCAAGUGUGAAAUAUGCAAACAACCUUUGGAAAACUUACAAGCAGGUGAUAGUAUUUGGAUUUACAGACAGACAAUACAUUGUGAACCUUGCUACUCUAAAGUUGUAGCAAAAUGGAUUCAGUAAUCCUGGAACAUGAAAAUCAAGAUGAAAGCAUGCAUUAAGGAAUUAAAAUUUGUAUUGUGAGAACAUGUAAUCUAGAAAAGCUUUUACACCAAAGAUUGACUCUUGUAUAGAAUUAACAACUCUACUAUUGCAUAAAUAAUCUGAUUGCCUCCACUAAAGUCACAUACAUAAAGGGAACCAUCUGGUGUCUGGUUAGAUUUAGAGAUCAAACAUUCAAGUGCUUCUAGUUACCAACAUCAAAAGGAAGGAUGCUUCUGAUGUCAGUGAGCAUUGUCAGCCUCGAUCGGGUCCAUCUCUGCUCGGUAUUAGGCUGUGUGUCACGGUUUCCACUAUAGACAAAUUUCCCAUUUCCCUUUGUUUCCCUAAGAAUUUGGAUUUACAAACGUUAUUGACAUCUUGACAAAACUGUCAAAGAAGCAAGAUAUGUUUCCUUUUUGUGCAAAAGAAAUGUUGAUAGAAAUUUUGGCAGAAAGAUAAAGUUUGGCAGAAAGAUGUUAACAUAUAAAGUUGUAUGGACCUCGGAAAAUCACUUAUGCUUUUCAGAUUUCUGUGCUAUUAUCUGUAACAUGAGGGGCAAUGGACAAAAUGAUUGCUGAGGUCACUUUCUGCUCCAAAAUUAUCAGAUUCUAAAGCAAGUUUUUGUUUGCUCUCUAGAAACAUACCUGAAUCUGUGUUUGUUAAGCGUAUUGAACUAGAUAGGAUAUCUAAACAAUGUACCUUUGGUAUCAUCCUUCAGUUUAUCACAGAUAUGUUUUAUAGAAUGUGGUUUAAAAACAGAAAGACCUGCAUUUAUGGGUAAUGGGUAAAGUCAUACGACAUGUAGUGUUUACAUAUUAUAAUUUGUUAAGUUUUCUUUGCAUGCAUUUCAAAAUCUGGAUUCAUAAAUGAUCUAUGAGAAAUAAUGGACUACAAAGACACGUUCUUUAGCAUGCUAUGUCUAUUCCUAUUAUACAGCACUUUAUAUUUACAGAUGGUUUAUAAAAAUAAAAUGAACUGUCAGUUACACAGAAUCUUCUUGUACAUUGUCUAUAAAUAUCACUCACUGACAUUGAUAUUGUCAAUUAUAAUGAUUAUAGUUUAUUAUGUUCUGUGCUGUGCUGCUUAACCUAAUUUUUUAACUGCUCAAGCUAUAACUUUGAUUUUUAAAGAGCUUUUUCUUAAGGAAUUGAAAAUUCCAUAAUCUUGUGAGGAACUAUUUUUAUUAGUAAGACAUUACUGUUAUUGAGACAUUGCACUUAUGGGCUAUUUUAUAUGCACAUGGCAACUGCUUCUCAAAGGAAAACAUAUGGGACAUUGAGAGAGGGAAGAAUUCUAAGGGAGUUUAAGGCAGUUGUAAAAAACUGACAUAAACUAGGGAGAUUAAAAGAUAAUCAUGUAUUUUCUAAACGUUGAUCAAUGUAAAGAAUUAUUCUUCUGUAUAAUGAUUUCAAGCAUCUGUUCCUCUCAGACACUGGCUCACAAAGUGUUAAACGCUAAAUGCUUAUCAAAAUACAGCAAUGUGUAAUCAUUGUCCUAUGGAGAGGAGCCAGAGAAAACAAUUAAUAAUAAUUUGAUAUUCAUUAAUUCAUGCUUGAUGAGAAGCGGUGGUAAUUGAGCCAUGUGUUUUAUUGUUCUCUUAUUACAUGCUAUCAGAGUGGAUCAAAAGAAAUAAUUUUCUUGGAGUUGGAAUUCGUGGCAGGAAAGGACGAAUGGAAUAGUAUCCCUCUCUUUUAUAUAAAGUGUAUUAACAUCUCAAUGCCUUUGUAGUAAUUAAAAAUCAUUUGAAUAUCAUUUUUAAAGGAUUCUACUGUUGAAUGCUUCAUUUAAAAAAACCUAAAAGGAACAUAAUUCUCACUUUUCUGUAGCUGUUUAAUGAACCCUUUCUUCUACAAUAAUGUAUUAAAUUAAACUGAAAGCUGUUGUAAAAAUGGAAUAAAUACAGAGUGGAGAGAGAAGGGCUUCUGAUUUACAAAGUUCACUUCCUUAUGUCUGGGAUUAUUUGCACCAUAGGAAUGAUAGAUUCCUAAAACAAUUUGUAAGAGAUAUAUAUAUAUUUUUGCAGCUAACUAAUUAUAUUAUGACUGGCAUACUUUUCCUGGACACAAGAGCCUAAAUCUCAGAAUAUCAGGCUUUGAAUUCUAUUACUAAUUGAGAUGUCUCUUAAAAAUAAUUAAUUCCUCCACUAUGAGAGUAUCCUUUUAAAAAAGCAAAAUAAAAAUAUAUCUAGUAAUCUUGAAAAUAGAAUUUUUUUAAUCUUUUUUUUUCUUUCACUAAGACCAAGAAAUGAAUUUAUUCAAGAAGUAAUCUGUACAUCCUUAAUUGUUUGAUUGCAAUCCCUCCUAUAAUUAGACAUGGGUGAUGAGAUGGUCCAGUUCUCACUGCUGGGGCACUCUCUGACUUGUUUACUAGGACAGAAAAUCAUGAGUGUUUGGAACAUUUUCCUACUCAGCUUGAUUCAGAACUCCGCCAAAACAAGUGACUGUUUGGUCUACGUCCAGGCAAACUAGCAAUGAUGAUGUUAAUUUUUUAUUGUUGUCGUUGUUACUACUGAAUAUACUGGUUAGUUGGUACAAUGUAAAUAAAUUGUUUUCUAGUGUUCCACCUAUUCCAUAGCACUCAACAGUUCCCAGAGGUACUCAUAAAUAUCUGUAUUAACUUGGAUAGGCCAUUUCCCUCAUGGGUCUAUUUCCUGCUACUUAAAAUGUAAGAUUCAGAACAUUGGCUCGCUACUGUACCCACCAGCCCAAACACUGCAUGGACCUGUGAAUCUAUCCCUGCUGCUUACCCCAUUCUUGGAUUCUCUCUUUUGUUAGAUGCGUAAGAGUUGUUGAAUGGUUUGCAUGUGCUACAGAAUUGCAUGUUAAUUUGUCGCGACACAACUGUUGGGCACCAUUCUGAAUCGUGUUUACUGGAUCUUUGUCCUGCUAUUUGAGGAAUAUGGCUUCGGAGAUGUAACUGAAAUGUUCAAAUGCCUCCUGAGUUAGGUAAUGGUUUCAAUUUUUUCACUAGAA